AUGACAGCAAACCAGUACCAACUACAAGACUUGACUGGACCCUCAAUUCAAAGGACCUCCACCGAUACACCCUUGAAUUCAAAUUACGAUGAUGAUGAUGUUGUUGAUAGCGAUAUCGAAGCCCAAAACAGCUAUAAAUACACCAGCCAACUCUCAUUAUCCAGAAGAGUAUCAACUUAUUUUUUACGGAGAUUGAAUUGGAAGCUCAUAAUUGCAGUAAUCGUAUUGUUGGUGGUAGCGGGAAAUGUGAUUAUUGGCCUAAGGAACCAUAGGAUGAACUCGGAUAAUGAUGAGUCAGUAUUGAGCAUCAAGGACUAUUUCAAGCACUUUAAAGAUAACGCAGAGAGUUCCAGAGAGCGUUUAGCCGAGUAUGUGCCCAGUUAUUUGAAGAUUGGUGGAGAAUACGAGGGACCACCAUCUGAUUGA
Molecule: messenger RNA, 426 nt
Organism: Saccharomycopsis crataegensis
Lineage: Eukaryota; Fungi; Ascomycota; Saccharomycetes; Ascoideales; Saccharomycopsidaceae
Exons: 1
Coding region: 1-426 (141 amino acids)
Source: RefSeq, a predicted model, not a curated record